Messenger RNA from Acanthosepion pharaonis, 543 nucleotides. Lineage: Eukaryota; Metazoa; Mollusca; Cephalopoda; Sepiida; Sepiidae. The record is from the annotation of a GenBank genome assembly.
AUGCCGACGUACCCUGUCUCACCCUCUUUAUCACUUUCUCUCUCUCUCUCUCUCUCUCUCUCUUUCCAUCUCUCUUUCUCUUUGUUUUUCUCUAUCCCUUUGUCUCUGUUUCUCUCGCUUUCUCUUUCUUUUUCUCUUUCUCUUUUUCUCUCCAUCUUUCUUUCUCUCUUUUGCCAUCACUCUCUUUCACUUUCCCUCUCUGUUUCUCUUCGUCUCGCUCUAUCUUUUUACUUUUUCUCUUUCUCUUUUACUCUCUCUCUCCUUCUAUCACUUUUCUCUCUCUUUCUCUCUCACUCUCUCUUUUUUUCCAUCACUUUUUCUCUCUUUCUCUCUCUCUCUCUUUCUCUUUGUCUCACUCUAUCUCUUUCUUCUUCUCUCUCUCUUUUGCUAUCACUCUCUCUCUAUUUCCCUCUCUCUCUCGUUCUCUUUGUCUAUCUCUAUCUCUUUCUUUCUCUCUUUCUCUCACUUUUUCCUUUUUCUCUCUCUCUCUUUCACUCUUUCUCUCUCUUUUGCCAUACAACUAGUCAUAUCCAAAGAGUUUAA